UUACACGCCGUUGUUUGUUUGUUUGUUUGUUUUCUGUAUUCGUCCCGUAUUUCUUUGUGCUGUUCUCCAGAGACUGAACCGCCGGUGUGUGCCAGUAUUAGCCUGUCUGCGGUGUGUAACAGGAGCAUAUAGUCGAUACGCCGCUUAGAUUACUGGGAGAAAAUGUUACCGAUAUCAGUUUCUUCGGCUCCUCGCUGGACACGCAGGGCACUAGAAGCCUCUCUGAAUUACCCGUGCAGUUCACUGAAGAGGCAGCAAGGAGCCGCAUGAGACUCGCAUGACUUUACUCCCGCUCUCCUCGUUGGUCCUGUCCGUCCACAUGUGCUCCUGUUACCUAAUUAGGAAAGACUCUGCCUGCUCUGGCUCCACCGAGGGCUGCGUGCUGCUCUGAACUGGUACCAUCUCUCUCCAUCACAUUUCAGUGCUCUUCGUGCUCCAACACACCCUGUGUGACUCGACAGCGAUCUUGGUGAUGAGCUGAUGAGGCUGAGCAGACUGACGGACGGCGGAGAACAGCUGGACCUCCACAUACACUCACACACACCUGUGGAACGAUAACUCAGCCUGAAGAAUCUGUCCUGAUUCAGAGGGAGGAACAAAACCACACGCUCAUACCGCAGAGAGAGAAGUUCUUUUAAGACUGAGAGAGUUUUCACUCAUGCAGUUGUGUUGGAGUUAAGAAGAUGGAUGACAGGCGUGAUGGAGUGCAGGUUGGAGAGAAUAAAUACAUCAGCAAGAGCAGCAUCCUCUCACACCUGAAGACCUACAACCUUUACUAUGAAGGGCAGAACCUGCAGCUCAGACACAGAGAGGAAGAAGGCGAGUUGAUUGUUGAGGGCCUUCUCAAUAUCUCCUGGGGCUUGCGUCGACCAAUCAGAUUGCAGAUGCAGGAUGACCAUGAGCGUAUCAGACCACCUCCCUCCUCCACAUCCUGGCACUCAGGCUGUAACCUGGACAACCAGAGCGGUGAGGCUCAGAAACAGGCUCCGCCUUCCGUCGAGGUUACAGAACCAGAGACCCAAUCAGACAACAGCACAGCGAAGGAGAAUGAGGAGGAAGAAGAUGCCAUUGACGCCUCUUCUCAGCUCCUGAGGACCAAAAGCGAUGCGGGUGUUUUGAGGCGGGGUAACAAGCGGUCUCCUAGCGACCAGCGGCGAAUCAGAAGGCACAGAUUCUCCAUCAAUGGCCACUUCUACAACCACAAGACGGCUGUGUUCACUCCAGCGUACGGCUCCGUGACUAACGUGAGGAUAAACAGCUGCAUGACGACGCCGCAGGUGCUGCGCGUGUUACUCAACAAGUUUAAGAUUGAAAACAGCCCCGAUGACUUCGCUCUCUACCUCGUCCACGCCAGCGGAGAGCGAGUUCAGCUGAAGCGCACUGAUCACCCUCUGGUGUUGAGGAUACUGCAGGGGCCAUGUGAGCAGGUCUGCAAAAUCUUCCUCAUGGAGCAGGACCUGGGAGAGGAGGUCACAUACGAUGUGGCGCAGUACAUUAAAUUUGAAAUGCCCGUGCUGCAGAGUUUCAUUACCAAACUGAAGGAGGAAGAGGACAGGGAGGUGCAGAAGCUCAAACGAAGGUACAAGUAUCUGCGGUAUAUCAUUGAGAAGCAGUUGCAGUGCUUACCGGAUGGUUCCACUUGUAUGUGAAGAAGCUCCUAAUCCACCAGCACUCGUUCCCCUCGGCACCCUUGUGCUGGUUGUCUGACUGUGAAAGGGCUGCAGCCUCUCGGUUUGGUUCAUUUGCUCCGUCCAAAGUGGUUGUCAGCAUAAAACACUCUGGGAUCCACUUUGCUUCCACUAUAAUGUCGCGUAUAUGGAGUUAUGGUACAUUUUUCAGGGUAAAGAGUAGCAGACUUAGCCAGGGAUGGUACUAGGCACGUGCUGAGGGCCACUAGAGGGUCUUAGACCAGCACAGAUUUAUGAUUGAUUGGCCAAUACUAGAUUUUGUUAGAUUUGCUAGACAUCACACAGCCUAUAGGCCCAUAGGACUUCAUUGGGUUGAUAUAAUAUGGGCCAAAGGGUAAAUACAGUGGUGUAAUUUGUUAGGUUGUAGCCAUUUUUGGUAGAUAAGUUAGACAGGUGGAGUGAUAAGUUGGGCCACAUUGAUAUCAAAAUCAUAGUUAAUUGUAAGUCCACACAAGGUGGAUCGAUGAUAAAAGGAAAAGAAGCCAGAGAAGCAGCUUGAAGUACCUCCUGCUAUCAGAUCUAAAGAGGAACCAUUAUUUGGAAAAGUUAACCAUGUAAUAGAAUAUGUGAAUUGGGGGUGGGGGGUGGGGGGGGGGGUGAUGCAGGUUUAUUUGUGAGUGUGUUGGGAAACCCAGGAUUUACUAAUCCGUCCCCACAAAGGAUGAUCUGGAUAGUGUUGCUCGCUAUGUUAGAUGUUGUUCAGUCAACCUAGGGUUCAGUUUGCCCCUGGCUGUGGAGAGUAGGGCUAAAUUGUAAGCUUAUCUGUGAGUUUAAGGCAGAGGAUUCAUACUCACUGACCGUGUUUAUUCAGAGGGGCUAACGGAAUAUAGUGGGGAGUCUUGCCCAGGGACUUGAAUAGGAUGAUGUGCUUCCCUGGUUUAACGAAAAUAGUUGACGCCUUCAAAAGUUGACAGAUUAAGCCUGAACUCAUACAUACGACUACACGUGUGUAAAAAGUUGAUGCUUGCCUGUAGAGCAGUAUGCUUAGGCUGGAGAGGAGGACGUUGGAUUGGAACCGUUAAAGACCAUUCAGUUAAAGGGGAAGUUUCUCCAGUUUCUUUAGCUACAGUGGUGGUGAUAGGAACCAGGGGUCACAAUGUCUACAACACAAAUAUAGCCAUUUUAUUUAUGAAACCACCACUGAAAACAUCUUGUGAGUUUUUAUAUGUAAUGUGGAAGAUGGCAAAAUAGUGGAAAAACUGAAAGAAUAUAAUAUCCUUGGGGACUAUUUUGCCUUACAACGCCCUGCUUGUACCUCUCCACCAUGAAUGGAUUAAAAUAAGUGGAUUAACAAGACCUUUUAGGCCAGAACUCUAUCGCAUAACUGUUGUAGCACAGUGUCUUGGACUGAUGUCCAAGUGUAUAUCUCACCAUUUCAUGUAAUAACUUGCUGUGACGGAACUUGGAGUAAGCCGCCAGGCUAAAUACUAAGACGUAACUAUAGUAAGGUGCAGUGUCAGCUUUUAACACUUAGUUGCAAGAAUCUUGCAUCAACCUUUGACAGCGUCUGCUAUUUUUGUUACACUGAACAGGGAGCUGGUAUUACCAGACAAUUUCUAGUGAGGAAAAUUGGAACUCAGUAAUAUCUUUUGGGUUUGUCAGACACUAGAGGGCGCUCCUGAGCAAGUCCAAAAUGAAUGGGGUUUUGUUUUUUGCACAAAAACCUGUUUUCUCAGCACAAAACAGCAUAAAAUAUUUCAACACUGCUCUCAUAUUUUCGAUCACAUUUGACCUGCGGUUACAGGACUUUCUAACAGUGCUACAUGUGCGUUUGUGAUGUCGGUGAGCGCAAACCACUUUACUCAGCCAGUGAGCUGAUCAGCACUGAGUAGCACUAAUACUAGCAUCCUACUGUCCAAAACCUGUUUGCUGUAGAAAAAUAGAAAGGUACUGGUAAAUUUUCUUUGAUGUUUUAAUGUAACACAUCCUUCUGCUUUCCAAACUUGCUCCAUGUCACACAUUCAUGAAACACUCGCUCACAGGCGCCCUCUAGUGUUUUCGGUCAUCUCAUUUGAUAUAAUGGAAGAAAUAAGAAAUGGCUCCCCUUAAACUAGCUGUGGUUUCACCAAAGUCCUUAUAGGAUAGUCGGUCCAUUUCAUGGCCAUCCUGGCACUCAUACAAAAUCAGACUUCUGUCUUGUGGAAAGACCUACAAAUAAGAGUGCAGCGUUUACUCAGAUAACACAAACACAUUUUUUCAGCUUGUUCUGGCUGCUGCCCAUGCACAUAUCUCCACAUAUCUCAAUGAGGGGGGCUUUUCCCACAUUGCAGCUUUACCAGUAAGUCAGUUGAAGGGUGGGACUUUUAUGGUAAACUGACGACAUGUAGAGCAUUACGAACUUUUCCUUUCAUUUUCCACCCAGUAAACCUCCUCCUCCUUAUAACGUCUGGAGUAUUACCCACUACACUAUACCAACCACUGCUUAUACAAACUAGACAUAUUUACUGACUUGUAGGACAAAUGCUGGCGCCCCCUAAAGUCACAAGAUAUAAAAGCACACUUGAUUGAUCCAGGGAGCCUGCAGUGUCAAAUAAAUUCCACAGGUGUAAGAAACGUCCAGUGAUAAGCACAAUAUAACACGCAAGUGAGCUCCUUAUCUGGCAGAGUUCAGUUUGGCAGUGAUUAUCUUCAGUGUGAAGCGUGUUUGUGUGUUGGACACGGUAAACUGACUGAAGCACAUUGAGGGUCUGCUAUGAUUGUUUAUGAACUAAUAAGGAAAUGUAGCGAGGUGUGUGAGUUUGAGAGAGAGAGAGAGAGAGAGAGAGAGAGAGAGUGAAGCAGAGGUAAAAGAGUGAUCCAGCGCACCUCCCCUGAUUUUUAAAUAUGUGUAAAUGUUUGUAUGCAAAUGACAUUUUUUACAGCGAGUGUGGGUGGAGAUUAUGACCCGUGUGUCUGGGCUGGUUUGUACAGCAUGCAUGUGUGGGUAUUUGAAUGUGUUGCAUGCUUUUACAUGUAAGAGAGGAGGAAUUUUUAAUGUUUUUAUCUUUUUAAAUCAUUUGAUUCAUUUUUUUUACGAGUUCCUCCUCUGGUUUUGGCGAUAAACUGUCAACCCAGCAUGCCUACUUUGGUUUAUAAUGAAGCUGACAUGAGAAAGAUGAUUGUAAUUAAAUAAAAUCUCUAAAUAGAAA
This is a messenger RNA of Pygocentrus nattereri (red-bellied piranha), 4816 nucleotides long. It is a transcript of the gene rassf2a, whose product is annotated as Ras association domain family member 2a. The record is from RefSeq and is a predicted model, not a curated record. Gene Ontology annotation, biological process: positive regulation of JNK cascade; signal transduction; positive regulation of protein kinase activity. The coding region runs from base 684 to 1649 and encodes 321 amino acids. Lineage: Eukaryota; Metazoa; Chordata; Actinopteri; Characiformes; Serrasalmidae. Gene Ontology annotation, cellular component: cytoplasm; nucleus. The transcript is spliced from 11 exons.